Messenger RNA from Daldinia vernicosa, 1826 nucleotides. RefSeq names its product DUF298-domain-containing protein. The record is from RefSeq and is a predicted model, not a curated record. The transcript has 5 exons. Lineage: Eukaryota; Fungi; Ascomycota; Sordariomycetes; Xylariales; Hypoxylaceae. Bases 661 to 1473 code for a protein of 270 amino acids. Gene Ontology annotation, molecular function: ubiquitin-like protein binding; ubiquitin conjugating enzyme binding; cullin family protein binding. Gene Ontology annotation, cellular component: ubiquitin ligase complex. Gene Ontology annotation, biological process: positive regulation of ubiquitin-protein transferase activity; protein neddylation.
GUUUACGCCUCUGUGUCAAGCAGUGAUCCACUCUUUGUCUGGUCACUCUGGUCACCUAUUGGAGGCACUUGCCUCUUACCUCUUGCCUCUUUUAACAAAUAUUAGGUGAUGGGUGAUGCCCAAAGUUGUCUUCGUUGCUUCCAGCUUAAUAUGGUAGUACGUACCUCCUAGCCUAAGGACCAACCCCACCACAAAUCCCUACGCCAACAACCAAACAACUCUGAGACCCUUCAGCUUUAACUGUGCAUCCAUUGUUUCCACUCUCCCAUCUGUUCUAGGCCGACACAAUCAGACAGCACUCGAGUCUCAGAUAAUAAUAAAAAACAGUUCUUAAAAAUACGUCCUCGUCGAAACAUCUUUUCGGUGUUUAUUCAUCGAUUAACUACUCUUAUUCGUACUCCCCGCCGAGUUAUAACAACCCCUCCUCCGCAUUCCAACCGCCGAAGCUUCCCCCCCACUACCGAACUACUUAGAACCAACAAAGCGGUCGCGACGUGCGCUUUUUAUAUGCGGAACAAACGACCGACAUACCGUAGCCAGAUAUAUUUCACCCUCUAGUACCGAGGGACAAGGCUCCGAGUCCUCGUCUACCAGAUUAUCUACCAAUAUACCCGUCGUCUCCCCAUAAAUCACCCACUGAUAGGUGAUACAAUCGACGCGAUGCCACCGCUAUCCUCCGUCCAGAAAGCGGCGGUAGCUAGCUUCGUCUCGAUAACCGGGGCUUCAGACAAGACCGCCACUAGAUAUCUUAAGAACACGGGAUACAAGUUGAACGAGGCCAUUGAUGCGUUCUUCCAGGGGAGUUCUAGCGCAUCGUCUGCGACCAAGGAAUCGCAACUUACGAAGCUAUUUGACAGCCUCAGGAAUACCGAGGAGGACCCGAAAGAUGCACUCGGUGCGGAUUCAUCCAUGGCCUAUCUGACUUCUAUCGGCGUCGAUCUCGAAGGGGCGUCACUCUUUCUUGCUAUGGAACUCGUCCAGGCUCCUACUAUAGGCGAAAUCACCCGGACAGGCUUCAUAAAUGGCUGGAAAGCCAACCCGGCGGCCGAGGCCAAGAUCGAAGGCCAGAAGCAAUACUUCAAGCGCCUUGCCGACUCACUAAGCAAGGAUCGAGACCUAUUUCGUAAGGUCUACCGGUACGCUUUCGUCGUCGGUAGAGAAGGAGACCAGCGGGCGCUCUCACUGGACAACGCGAUCUUGUACUGGGAGCUGCUUUUCAAGAAGCCGGGUAUGCUAUGGAUUGGAGAGACUACGGGCACCGAUUGGUUGGCUGAGUGGAUUGCGUUUCUGCGAGAGAAUUGGACACGGUCAGUUAGUCGCGAUAUGUGGAAUCAGACUUUUGAAUUCGCACUGAAGAGCAUGGCGGACGAAGCACUAAGCUUCUGGAGCGAGGAUGGAGCUUGGCCAGGCGUCAUUGACGACUUUGUGGCCUGGUACAAACGCAAGUCGUCGGAGAUGGACGUCGAUGCUUGAUCAGCUGUUCCCGAACCAAUCGAGGUAGCCAAUCUGGUAUUCGUACUAUGGGGCGGAUAUCGACGUGGAGAAUAGUAGGGAGGGGUAUCGGGGUGCGAGUGUUUACGAACACGCUUCGAGAAGCUCGUCCAGUACGAAAAGUGAGACGAUAUAGUAGGAGAUAUCACUUCAGCGCUACGGAAUAAGGGAAUUAGCUUUGCUUUGCUUUGCAUUAAAUCGACGUCACCCUCGGUCACAUAGCAAGAUAUGCUAGGGAAAGGGAGGGAUCAAUAAAUAAUUAAGAUACCUAUUAUGAAUAUUCUCAAAGAAUGUUAAAGCGUAGUACUGUCUACUUAUAGGGGUUUCUUUUCAGU